AACGACUUCGAUAACCUCAUCAAACACAUAAACGAAAUUAUUAAACUAAUUCUCUUAGAGGAGGACUCCAAGAAGAGAAGCUUGAGGGAUAUUAUAUCGGGUUACUUAACCAGUCAGAAAAUUUUGCUUCACAAGAAUGAGAUCCUCUCACAGAUGAGCACCACGCGUCACGUGCAGGGGGGGGAAGAUGUUGCGGGAAACACCUCCAUGAAGGGCGACGCUUCCAGUGACCAGAAAACGAAGCUAAUCGGCACUCCCGCCACAGAUGCGGGGAAAAAUGCUUUGGCAAACGUGAAAACGUUAGGAAGGGAUUCCCCCAUGAUCGAUGAAGAGGGAGAUACCAUAUCAGCAAUAAAGUUGAUAGACACAGAGAACAACACUCGUAAUUUGACAAAGGACAUUAUAAUGGGUGAAAUAAAGAACACCAAGAAGGAAGGCGCAGGUAACGAUGACGCGAAGAAACAUUCGACUGGCUGCACGAAACGGAAGAGUAAAGGGUUAGGCACGCCCUUCCUCAAGGAGUUGGCUCCCUCCAGUGGCAGCAGCGCUAUGAGCGGCAGCAACCGGGUCAGCGGAAACACUGGAGGAGGUAAUCCCAGUGACAACAAAUCUCACACGAACCUAACGAAGACGGACGCAAAACCUGCCGCGUGCAAAAACGCCAAACUGAAGGACUCGAUGAUUAGAAAGACACGUGAAAAACAGGAAGGCACAAAAGAGCUAACCAAAAGUGAGGAAGAAAAUGAAGAAAAUGAAAAAAAUGAAAAAAAUAAAAAAAUGAAUAAAAUGAAAAAAACGAAAAAAAACAACAAAGGAGAAGCGGCGGAUGAGCGGAAUUCCAGCGAUCUAACCGAUGGAAAGAAAAAAAAUGAAUUAGCAAAAAAUUUGAGGCAGAAAAAAACGGCGGUAAUCUCCAAAACUGUAGAAGAAAAAACACCCGCGGAUGUUAAAAAGGUGGGAGCCACUAAGAAGGCAGAAAAGGGUCAAAAAGCUACAGAGGAAAUAAAGGGGAAAAGCAAAAUUUUCUGGCCCAAUAAUUUCAGCAUUAAAAGGGAGAAUCUGGACCAGGGAAAAAAUAAGAAAGUAGACUCCAGGGCAACCCUCAAUUUUAACUAUCCUAAGUACAGCAGGGAUGACAACAUGCACGCCGUUGAGAGUUAUAUGAAGAGGUACGGCUCGACCAGCGCCGUAACCGCAGCAGGAGCAGCGGGCGUGGUUGAAACUACCGCGGCUUUCGCGAACGCGCACUUGGUGCAGCAAAGUAAAGGCGUCCCCCAGAUCAGGUGUCCGCACAAGAAGGGGCAGCCCGGAGUGCCCAGCCUGAGCAGUGCCCACAUGCACAGCGUCAGCGUGAACAGUGCACUCGUGAACGGCGCCCACAUGAACAGCACCCACAUGAACAGCGUCCACAUGAACAGUUCCCACAUGAACAGCGCCUAUGGAAAAGGCGUGGCUCCCUACGAGGUUAAAACGCAAGACAGGGCGUCCCUAACGAAUCUGCCAAACUUUAACGACACUUAUAAAAUGCGAAUGGGUAAAUCCCCCCUAGGAGGUCUCCACCCAGUGCGCGAAAUGAAAUCGGAAAAUUAUUUGUGGAGGGAAGUACAGGGAAAAAAUUCUGGCGCCAGCAAGGAGCUGAUUGCCGAGAAUCACAGCUACGAUUUUAUUUACAAUUACAGUGGAAAGUUGGCCCAAGUGAAAAACGGAAAUGGUAACCUACCAACUCAAAAUGGGAAAGUAGUGGAAACGGUGGCUGGUGUGAAGCUCCUGGAUAAAACUAACCCAGCCAACAUCCCCGUGGCAAACCUCACCAAAGGAAGCAACCACCAACUGUGGGGGAACCCAAAAAGACAAAUCGGCGUUUCGAAAGAUGACAUGCUGCUUGAAAAACCAAAGGUUAAUUUGGGAGAAGCAGAUGAAAAGCAUGCCCUGGGGAUGGCCCCGGCAGAACAGGUGAACCAACUUAAAAAGGAAAGCAAAGAUAGCAAUGAUGGCGAGAGGUUCCAGCGCUGCGAGAAGGACCCCCUCAAACAGAAAAGCGCAAUCCCUGCUAACCCGGUUAACGCUACUAACCCGGUUAACGCUACUAACCCGGUUAACGCUACUAACCCGGUUAACGCUACUAGCCCAGUUAACGCUACUAACCCUGCUAACGCCGCUAACCUUGCUAACCCCGCUAACCCGUCUGGCUUACAACCCAAACUUUUGGACAGCAAACGCACCAGCAACAUGAUGAAUCAUUUUCGAAGGCAAACUCCCUUUACAGACAAAAGGUACAGUAAUGGGUACAACAAAAUGAUAAGCCCUAAUCAUGUGUACUCAGGCUUUAGGAGAAAUCUGAACAGCUUUAACGACAUGAAUAAUGGCUUGCUGCAUGCACAGGGUUCUACGCACACGAGCAGAUAUGCUAGUGCCAAGAGCAAUGACAACUCGGUGCACAUAAAUCAGGGGGACAAAAAAAAAGACAUCCAGGAUGUAGCCAACUCUAACAAUUUGGAGAGCAACUUGAAAAACCUAACCAACUUUAAGAAGCUAGCCAAUUUGAAAAUUUUAAUAAACUUGGGAAACGGGUUCAACGAAAAGAAGCUUUCCCCAGGGGGUGAAGCAAGUGAGAAGAAAGGGAUCGAAACGAAUGAGAAGAAAGGGAUCGAGACGAAUGAGAAGAAAGGAAUCGAGACGAAUGAGAAGAAAGGAAUCGAGACGAAUGAGAAGAAAGGAAUCGAAACCAAGUCAGCAUACAACAGAUUUACCGAAAUUGUGACAAAUAAAAUUAAAAAUUUUACCCUCCGAAAUAGCAAAUCGGUUAGGUGUACUAGGACUAAUGAAAGCGUGCCUUUCUGCAGCUCCACCGAUGAGGGGAAAAAGGACAAAAGUGGCGAACUCAAGGAGGAGGGCAACAAAGCAGCAGAGAGUAACACCAAGGAAGUGCAUAGAAACACACAGAGCUAUGAGAGCUGUUUCCCGAAUGAGACUAGCAACUACCUGUGCGAUAAUAAAAAGGGCAGAAACAUCGUCAGCAGCUUCAUGGGACAGCUAAAUUUUUUCCAAAGCAAAUGUGCGUCUGGGAAGGGGGACACGAAUGAUGAGGAGGAGAGUCAGUUAGGAGAGGCUACUGAGAUGCAGAAAAGCGUGCAGGAAGCAGAUCAAAGCAGGGGAAUUGCAAAACAGAAGGGUAGCAACGCAGAAACGGAGGAGGGAGAAAGAAAGGCCCAGGAUACGGACUCAACCAACAAACCAGGUGACCACAAAGACAGCGACGAAGAUAAGAGUGCCGACAACACUAUUGACAAAGUAAGAAACUACUUGUGCAAAAUGAAAACGCAAGAUGGGGGAAAGAAACGGGUCAAUAGCAUGUAUACUAGAAAGGCCCACGUGUUGAGCGCAGCUAGUGGAAGGAUUGGCGGCGUGCAUGGAGGAGUCCCUCUUAAUAGUCGCACGAGUAACUACGCCGUUCCCCACCUGAGUAACCACGCCGCUUCCCACCUGAGUAACUACGCCGCUUCCCACCUGAGUAACUACGCCACUCCCCACCUGAACCAUCCAAGCGGAAUGCCAAACUGGAAGAACGGCACAAACGGGGGCAUAAGUGGCACUAAAUGUUACAGCGAAAUUUCGAACGAUCAAAUGCAAACAGGUAGCAAUGCUGCAUUUGCACCCAACAGGAGUGUCAAAACUGUGGAGGGAUCACAUAAGACAAAUUACAAUUUUCGAGGGGGUUCCGCAACUCCCACGCAUCACACAACGCGAUCAUCGUACGGGUCAUUCGCGGCAAACGGAGCACUCCAACCGAUGGGCACGAAAAAAACUAACUCUCACUUCGUGCACCACAACCAACCCAGCGGGGAAUUCCUUUUCCCAUUCCAAAAGAGAAACAGUACCUUACACAACCCCAUGUCCGUACCAAAAUUUCAAGAGAAUCAAAAAAAAGUGGCAAAUUCAGUAGAGAUGGAAAAGGACUUGCUCAACAUGUGCGACAUGAAUGCAAAGCAACACAUUUCCUUCACGAACGAUAAGAGGUGUCUUUUUAGGAGCGAGCAAAUGAACCAAAUAGGGUACCCCUGCAUGAAAGCAGACGUCAGUAAUGAGAUCAGCAAAAUGGAACAGCACAGUAAUGCUAAGAGGACAUUUAUUAACCCCUUUGUUGAAGCAGAACCUGCUUUGAAGGGAAUGGGUUCUAUACAUCUGAGUAACAACACGUUGGUAGGUAACCACAACGCGGGACACCAGGAUAACAAUUACCCCUUUUUUAAAGAAAAGCUAACCUCCCUGCAGGAGAAGAGAAACAGCAAUGUCCCAAUGAGUACCUUCAAUUUGCAUAGCUCUCAGGAAAAGCUGAACCGAAAUUGCGUACUUAAGACUGCUUCUAUGCAUGAAAACUGCGCAUUGAAGUCUUCCAGCCAGGGAUGGAGAGGAAGUACGAACCAAAGGGUGGCCAACUAUAUGCAACCCAACGGGGUGAACUAUGUGCCACAGAGCGGUGCCACCUGUAUGUCAAAUACGAGGGUGCACUUGCUUCCGAACAGCUCCACGCAGUAUGCUCCACAAAACGGAUCGGCAAACCAUUCCAACCCAGCCAACCUGUGGAAUCCCCAAAGUUUCGCAAAAGAACCCACGCCCCUACACAAAAAUGACGGAAACGUCUCCGUGGUACAUAACUUCUUAAACGCAUACCAUAAGGGUACCCCCUCGAAUGACAUGCACAGUGUGCAUCCCACCAUUGAUGAAAGUAACCUGACCAUAGAGCAAUUAAUGAAAAUUCCAGGUGUCCAAUUAGGAAAGAACUACAUACAAGAUAUAGACAUUUGUUCAGACUGGCUAAAGUUUAACGACUAUGAUAAGAAGGUGAUAAAAGAGUCCCUAAAGAAUAGCUUGGAGAGCAACAACUACAAGAGUUUUAUGGACUCUAUGCAAUUUACCAAGGGUUUUUUUCCCGGAGUCAACCAGGUGUAA
Molecule: messenger RNA, 4950 nt
Organism: Plasmodium cynomolgi strain B
Lineage: Eukaryota; Apicomplexa; Aconoidasida; Haemosporida; Plasmodiidae
Exons: 1
Source: RefSeq, a predicted model, not a curated record